GGGUUAUUGAAUAUAAGUGCGAAAUCUACCUGAAAUGGUUCCGGUGAGCUUCCACAAUAACCGCCUCGCACUUGCGGAUGCCACUGACCUACAUCAAUAGUUAGUGGAGCUCGGCCUUCCCCCUCUACGCCGCCUCCCUCCCACAGUACCUAUUGGCUCUCUUUUCAAACUUUCACCACUGCUCCUUCCUCCUCUCAUCACCCUCCUCCUCCUCCUCCUCCUCCUCCUCCCUGCCUGAGCUCUCGACGACCUCCGCCGGGAACGCUGCUCUCUCUCUAUCUUCAUGAACUAGGUCAUCAUUUGCCAUGAAGCCAUUGGGCAAUGAUGAAAGUGACCUGGAAGGUUGUAAGUUGGAGAAAGAUAGAGAUAAAACAGUUCGAAGCAACAAAAUGGUUAAAAUACACAACCAGGCUUUACUGUCUGGCAUUGCAUAUUGUAUUUCAUCAUGUGGCAUGAUAUUGGUCAACAAAUUGGUCCUUUCCAGCUAUGAUUUUAACGCCGGGAUAUCGUUGAUGCUAUACCAGAAUUUUGUCUCUGUGGUUAUUGUGUCAAUAUUGAGCCUUUUUGGCAUGAUAUCAACUGAGCCACUUACGUGGAGAUUGAUUAAGAUCUGGCUUCCUGUGAAUGUUAUAUUUGUUGGAAUGCUCAUUACAAGCAUGUUUAGUUUGAAGUACAUCAAUGUUGCUAUGGUCACAGUUUUGAAGAAUGUUACCAAUGUGAUAACUGCACUCGGAGAAAUGUAUAUAUUCAAUAAGCACCAUGACAACAAAGUUUGGACUGCUUUGUUCUUAAUGAUCAUUUCUGCAAUUACUGGAGGAAUUACUGAUCUAUCUUUUCAUGCUGUUGGCUAUACAUGGCAAAUUAUUAACUGUUUCUUAACAGCAUCAUAUUCUUUAACACUGCGUAGGGUCAUGGAUACGGCAAAGCUAGUUACUAAAUCUGGAAAUUUGAAUGAGUUUUCAAUGGUCUUGCUAAAUAAUACCCUUUCAUUGCCUCUGGGGGUCCUCCUGAUAUUUGUGUUCAACGAGGUGGAUUAUCUCUCUAAAACACCACUUUUGAGGUUACCUAUAUUCUGGUUCUUGAUGACAUUUAGUGGAUUUUUGGGUCUAGCAAUCAGUUUCACUUCUAUGUGGUUUCUUCAUCAAACAGGGGCUACCACGUACAGCCUUGUGGGAUCCCUAAAUAAGAUACCCCUAUCUAUUGCUGGCAUCCUUCUUUUCAAGGUGCCUACCAGUUUGGAGAAUUCUGCGAGCAUCCUUUUUGGUCUUCUAGCAGGAGUGUUUUUUGCAAGGGCCAAAAUGCGGGAGAGAUCUCAAGCCUGAGACUUGACUUAGAACUGCAGUGUGUUUUUACUCUGGCUUGCUCUGUAACUAAAAACUGGCAGCUUAGUUAUGCAUCUGACAUUUUAUGUACCCAGGGGGUGGGGGGGAUCAGAAGCAAAGCAGUUUUCUCUGAAGAACACGGAGUUUCUUCCAUUUGGCUUUUGCUUUUUGCAUUGGACAAGGGAGAAUAGGUGCCUUUUGGGAUGUUUUGAGCAUCAGUUUUCCGUACCGCAACUGCAAGAAGCUGCUGCCACUGGUUCUCUUUCCUUUCAAUUUGUAUUGUAGUGGGGAUUAUUUUCUUUCCCCGGUGUUAUCUUUAUAGAGACAAAUUUUAAUUCCAAUUAUUUAUUGAAAAGAAGAAAAGCCACGCAAGAUCUGAUUGUAAACAAAGAUGGGUUCUUUUUUUCUUCCUUACUUUUUAUUCCUUUUCUUUUGUGUACUUGGUCAUUAGAUAUUGUGAAAAAUUCUAUCACAUGAUGGAUUAAGCAGCAGUGCUCUGAUGGAAAAACAUGUAACGGGCUACUCUAUGGUUAACUCGAGGGUAUUCUAA
This is a messenger RNA of Malania oleifera, 1872 nucleotides long. RefSeq names its product GDP-mannose transporter GONST1. The record is from RefSeq and is a predicted model, not a curated record. Gene Ontology annotation, cellular component: Golgi apparatus. Bases 306 to 1322 code for a protein of 338 amino acids. The transcript has 9 exons. Lineage: Eukaryota; Viridiplantae; Streptophyta; Magnoliopsida; Santalales; Ximeniaceae. Gene Ontology annotation, molecular function: antiporter activity; GDP-mannose transmembrane transporter activity.